This is a messenger RNA of Silurus meridionalis, 1322 nucleotides long. RefSeq names its product protein PERCC1. The transcript has 2 exons. Bases 415 to 1122 code for a protein of 235 amino acids. The record is from RefSeq and is a predicted model, not a curated record. Lineage: Eukaryota; Metazoa; Chordata; Actinopteri; Siluriformes; Siluridae.
CAAAACUCAAAAUGGCGUGAGAUCUGAUUUCACGCCUUUUUAGCUCCACGUGAAGUGACUGAUAACGGCUGCGCUCGGGGCUGUUUGCGCAAGCUCGUGUUUGCGCUGUGUGUGUGUGUGUGUGUGUGUGUGCGCAGAGACACUCGAGUGUCCCCCGGCAGUGGCGCUCCGUCGGUGCGCUCGCGAGCCCGUCCCCGUUUCCGGUUUGUCUCCCGGUUGCCGGGCGCCGCGGUGAGUCUUGCGCUCUGUUUGCGCGCAGGCACAAUUACAGCCGCGCGCGCGCAAAUAUUGACUGAGAACACACUGCGGCCCCGGGGGCGCGCGCUCCGCACUCCCGCGGGUAUAAAAUGCUCGUGCAGGGAGGCGUGUAGAGCGGCGAGAGCGAGCGGCGCGCGGAUCUGCACCGGGACACGGAUGGCGGCGAGUGUAAUCAGAACCCUGAGUGGAUUCGGAGCAAGCCUUCCUGCUCAGAGCUGCUACAUUCCUCCUGAUGAAGAUGAGCUUGAGGAUGAAUGUGAAGAGGAACUGAGGGACGAGGUGGAGGUGGAGGACGGCUUUGAGGAGGACGAGGAAGAGUCUUCAGGUGUGGAGUCUCACGUCACAGAUCUGUCAGCGUCUGAUCUGUACACAGAGAUGACUGAUCGCCUGCUACGCUUCGCAGAGCUCAUCAGCAGUGACGUCCAGCGAUACUUCGGACGCAACCGAGACUCGGAAACGUGCGACCUCUACGCGGGAAGGUCACGAGCCGAGGUCAACGGCCGGCACCGGUACUACUCCGACAUCAUUCGAGUGACAUCAUCAGAGCAGGCAGAGGAGCCAAAAAACCUCGGCCCACUUGCAGAACUCUUCCAGAACACUCAGGUGAAGAAACAGGGAUUACCCAUGAUCCAGCGGCGGCUCCCCAGCAGCUUCUGGAACGAACCACUUCCUCAACACCCCGGCGUCUCUGCUGACGUCCCGGACCUGCCGUCUCGCUCCACACAAACCAUCAACACCACCUGCAGCGUCCCUCUAAUCUCCAUGAGCAGCUCCACUACUCCAGACUUCAGCGACCUGCUUGCACACUGGGCUUCCGACAGAGACAACAACCCCGAGUUCACCUGUGAAUACACACUUACCUGAAGAACACACACAACACAACACACAUUCACACAAUACACAACACAUAUUUACACACAAAAUACACACAUUACACAUAUUUACACAAUACAUAAUACACACACGACGUCUUUACACACCCAGAUAUGUGUUUUUUAUAAAAUCCUGUAGAUUUGUAAUUUUUGUACAUUUGUGUAAUUUGAAUAAAGUUUUCUGGUAUUAAA